GUCACUAGGCAACAGCUGCACGAAUCCAGGGAAAACAUCCGGAAAAGAUCCUCGAUUGUUUUUCUGGUCUUUUGAACGCAGAACAACCGAAGACGCUUCAGAAGUUCUGAGCGACAAAUCUACUAAGACAUGACUUCUUCUCUGCCUUUACUAGAUAACAGCGAUCCUGCUCCGAAACUCCAGGUGGAAAAUAAAGUAAAAAACAUUUUUGUAACACAGCCGCAGGACACGAGACGCAGAAGGGAAGAAAAUCACAUACCUGUUGUGAAAGAGUCUUCAAGCAGAGACUUGGAGGCAGGAGUGACUGCUUUGCAAAAGACCUUGGUUCUGAAGAAACAGGCCGAGUUGGAUGAGGUGGAGAAGCGACUUGCACUUAAACGGCUAGAUUUUAAAGCCUGCAUGGAGGCUCUAGCACAGCGAAGGUCUGAACUGGAAAUAAAACUACAACAGACUAAAGAGAAGAUACUGAAAUUUGAAAAGUUCGUAGCUGAAAAUGAAGCAAAGCGACGCAGAGCACUGAAGAACUAUGAAGCUUCACGGGUGCAAAACAUUGUGAAACAGAGCCAGAUAGAAGAUUUGACAGAGCACCUUAAAGAACUCAGAGACAGAAGGCAACUUUUAAAGGAGAGAGUGGCAAAAUACAAAAUCUAUGAUGAUUACUUGAUGAAAACACGAGAUUAUCUCCCCAGCAAUUAUCUUGAUGAUGGCUCUGAAUCUUUGGUUAUGCCCAUCAUUCGGCGCCAUGAGACACUGUCCAUCACCCACCAGGAGCUCCUGCAACGUUUGGGGCAUAUGGAGGUGGAGGUGGAGCAGGGCCAGCAACAGCUGCAAAACAUGAAGGAGGAACUCAGCAUAAAGAAACUGAUGACCAAUAAGGAGCUGUCUGAACUGCAGAGUGAGUUAGAGACCCUCAAAGAGAAGAACAAGCAGGCGGAGGUUAAUUUACAGAUGGAGCUGGGCUUCUCCAGAGAGAAAAUGACAGAAGUAGGAAGACUGCUCAUGGCUAUCAGCAACCUUGCAGAACAAUGUUACCUACAAGCAUACGGACCGUUGGAAAGCAUGAAUGCGCUGACGAUGCUGAACAUGGUGAAGGAGUACAUUCUGGACAACGCAGACACCGAGAGGAGGGCGAGGAGGCUGAUGGAGUCCGGGAGUGCCAUGACAAGUACAAAGGCUGUGAUGAACAAAAGAGAGGGGGGGUCAAUGAAGAGCUUUGGAAGCAAAACACAAAUCAAAAGUUCAAGUAAAGUCAGCAGAAUGAGCGAGACAUUUGGUUGAUGUUAUGGUUUUAGUAUUUAUCACAGUGCUGCCUCUUGUGGUUUGUUUGUGUGAAGGUUCACUCUUGAGGUGGAAAACAGCACUUUAACCACUUUGUAGCAAAUUAGAUGUCACCUGCUAAAGAAGGCCAUGAAGUGUUACCAAAACCUCCAUUAGGAGAAGCUUAAAUUGUGUUGUUUCAUUAUUUUUCUUACGUUGCUUUGAUUGCUUUUGUAACAGUUUUUCAGUGUUCCACAAAAGCUAUCUGCCAACCUAUCCGAUUAAGUCAUAAUAUAUAGAAAAAUCAAAACACAAAAACAACCCAGCUGCUUCAGAUGAGAUAUUCAUGUUUAUCUGGUCAUCCAAACUUUGCCAGUGUUUAUCAUUGGACUGUGAU
Messenger RNA from Archocentrus centrarchus (flier cichlid), 1654 nucleotides. RefSeq names its product coiled-coil domain containing 197 (gene ccdc197). Bases 130 to 1278 code for a protein of 382 amino acids. NCBI's taxonomy places the organism in Eukaryota, Metazoa, Chordata, Actinopteri, Cichliformes, Cichlidae. The record is from RefSeq and is a predicted model, not a curated record. The transcript is spliced from 9 exons.